This is a messenger RNA of Quercus lobata, 963 nucleotides long. RefSeq lists its product as uncharacterized. NCBI's taxonomy places the organism in Eukaryota, Viridiplantae, Streptophyta, Magnoliopsida, Fagales, Fagaceae. The coding region runs from base 1 to 963 and encodes 320 amino acids. The record is from RefSeq and is a predicted model, not a curated record. Gene Ontology annotation, molecular function: catalytic activity. The transcript is spliced from 3 exons.
AUGAUUGUCCUAUCUUGGAAUUGUUGUGGCUUGGCUCGAGCUGCGGCAAAGAGAGCUUUACGAGCUUUAAUAAGGGAUAUUGGCCCAGAUGUAGUAUUUUUAUUUGAAACUAAGAUUCCCAUAGAUAGAGUAAGGAAGUUCUUGGUGUCUCUGGGGUUUUAUAACUUGGAUUUUGUUAAUCCCAAAGGGAAGAAAGGUGGGCUUAUAGUUGGGUGGAAAAUUGGAGUUGAUAUGGAGAUCACUUCAAAGUGUAAUAACAUGAUUAAUGGCUUGGUUUUCUUUGAUCCAGUAAAUGAGCCAUGGAUGAUAUCAUUGGUGUAUGGCCCUCCAAAUAGGAAUAAUAGAGGAACAUUUUGGGAUGAUGUUGAUAAGGGAGGCAAGCCAAUUGCAACUCCAUCCAAAGGAGGUCCAAAUGCUGUAAUUGAUAAAAAUGGUCUUAUUGACCUUCAGUUCUCAGCUACUGUUAAACAUGUUCCGGCCUCAUCAUCAGACCAUUCCCCAAUAGUCCUUAAUACUAAUGGAGAACAGGGACAAGGCAAAAAGCCUUUCAAGUUUGUCGAAGCAUGGACUAGAGAUGAAACCAGCAUGUUUGUUGUUGAGAAUGCUUGGAAGAAAGGGUUCAAUGGGACCCCUAUGUUCAAAGUUUGCAAGAAGAUUAAGGAGACGAAGGAAGACUUGCAUAGAUGGAAUAGAGAUUGGUUUGGAAAUAUCCAGACCAAGAUUAAGGAGAAAUGGAAUCAACUUGAUCAAAUCCAGAAGGAAGAGCCCACAUCAGAGAACUUGGAGAAAGAAGCUAAUACAAAUUUAGAGCUUCAUGAGUGGCUGAUAAGAGAGGAAUCAUUAUGGAAACAAAAAUCUCAAACCAAAUGGCUACCAGCAACAGAUUUAAAUACAAAAUUCGUCCAUCUCUCAACAAUUGUUAGGAGAAGGAGGAAUGCAAUUGACUUUCUAAAAAAUCAAUAG